This is a messenger RNA of Effrenium voratum, 632 nucleotides long. The record is from the annotation of a GenBank genome assembly. NCBI's taxonomy places the organism in Eukaryota, Dinophyceae, Suessiales, Symbiodiniaceae.
CUUUCUUUGGGCAGCAGCGACCAGCCUCCCGCGUUGGGCAUCGCUCGAAAUUCGCCGCAUGUGCUCCGAGACGGGGCUAGCGGGGCGAGCGGAGCGGCCCUCCGCUCUCAUGUUCAGACUCUUCAGGAAAAUGUCCCAAGAGGAAUUCCUCCACGAGUUCGACGCGUUGUUUGGCUACGGCAACGGUUUCCGACCCUACAACUUCGUCCAUUUGCCCUGGACCUCGCUGGCGGUGGUGAACUUUACAAGCACCAAAGCCUGCGCGGACUGCUUUGCGCUCAGCAAGGAGGUCAUGAAAUUUCACAGGUGUUGCAUCAAGGGCGUGCGCAUUGCGGCGCGCCAUGGCCUCCAGAAGAACUUGUCCGACUUCUUCUGGCGCGUUGACUCGGGCGCCUACGUCAGUCGCUCGCCACUCGUCUUCGCUUGCGGCGCGCCCAUCUCCCUCGACCAGGCGCGUCAAUGGCUUCAAAGUGAAGCGAAGGACUUCCAGGUGGUGGCGUGGGCGCACUCUGUGGCCAAGCCGGGCAAGAUUCUAUUCGACCUCUGAAGCCAGAGACGACCCGUUCGAUUGGAAGCACGCUUACUCGAUCCAUGCGGCAUAGAUGUUUCGCACCCUUGACCGUGGUUUAGCC